AUGGCUUUUAAUGCAGUUCUUGAAGAGAAAUAUAUGAUAUUUUGGAAAAUUAUAAAUAUAGGCUUGAGGAUAGAAAAGGGAGAAUUAUUUUGGAUAGAAAAAGAAGGGCAGAAUAUAGAGAAAAAGGAAAAAAUGGCAGAAAUAGAAUAAAUUGUGAAAGAAAGAAUUUACGAUGGGUAUUUAGAUCAAUGAAGGCAAAUAACCGAGAUUUAGAUGAAAAGUUAGAGGAAAAUGAAUGUGGGAAACGGAAGAGAGACAAUCGGAGAAAAUCUGAAAAGUUUACGACGAUGAAAAAUGAUAUUUUUAGCGAGGAAAUAAAUUUUGAUGUAUCUUCUCAUGUUAUGCACGAUGCAGAUAGAGAUUUGGGAAAGCAGAUAGGAGCUGUCAUUGUUGGUGAAAAUAAGAGAAGUGAUGAGUUAUUAAAUGAAAAGCUAAAGAAGUCUGCUUUGUCUACGAAGUCUGAAAAAUGCUCAAUUCAUAAUAAUGAUUUUGAGUCGCCGGAUACGUGCAAGGUUUGUAUAUUACAAUAA
Blepharisma stoltei is the source of this 530-nucleotide messenger RNA. The record is from the annotation of a GenBank genome assembly. Lineage: Eukaryota; Ciliophora; Heterotrichea; Heterotrichida; Blepharismidae.